This is a messenger RNA of Lithohypha guttulata, 2277 nucleotides long. RefSeq lists its product as uncharacterized. NCBI's taxonomy places the organism in Eukaryota, Fungi, Ascomycota, Eurotiomycetes, Chaetothyriales, Trichomeriaceae. Gene Ontology annotation, molecular function: catalase activity; heme binding. The transcript has a single exon. Gene Ontology annotation, biological process: hydrogen peroxide catabolic process; cellular response to hydrogen peroxide. Bases 1 to 2277 code for a protein of 758 amino acids. The record is from RefSeq and is a predicted model, not a curated record. Gene Ontology annotation, cellular component: cytosol.
AUGUCUGAGUGUCCAGUUCACACCAGCAAGCAGGCCAACGUCGGUGGUGGUGGCACACGAAACAACGACUGGUGGCCAAAUGGUUUGAAGUUGAACAUCCUCCGCCAGCACUCGAACCUCACCAACCCUAACGACAAGGACUUUGAAUAUGCACAAGCAUUCAAGACCCUUGACUACGAUGCAGUUAAGAAAGAUCUCAAUGACUUGAUGACCAACUCACAAGACUGGUGGCCAGCUGACCACGGUCACUAUGGUGGUCUUUUCAUCCGAAUGGCAUGGCACAGUGCUGGCACAUACCGUGUCUUCGAUGGCCGUGGAGGUGGUGGUGAUGGUCAGCAACGUUUCGCACCACUCAACAGCUGGCCAGACAAUGUCAGUCUCGACAAGGCACGUCGACUGCUUCAGCCCAUCAAGCUGAAGUACGGCAACAAGCUUUCCUGGGCUGAUCUCAUGCUUCUCACUGGAAACGUUGCCAUCGAAAACACUGGAGGCAAGACCUUCGGUUUUGCUGGUGGCCGUGCCGAUACCUACGAAGCCGACGAGUCCGUAUACUGGGGUGGCGAGUCUACCUGGCUAGGAAACGAAGUCCGAUACGAGUCAGGUCAGCCAGGUGUUGCAGGCCACGGUGUCGUUGAUGGUGACGAGGGUCCAAAGAAAGAGCACAGCGACAUCCACACCCGAGAUUUGGAAGAGCCUCUCGCUGCUGCUCACAUGGGCCUGAUCUACGUCAAUCCGGAAGGUCCUGAUGGUAUCCCAGAUCCUGUCGCUUCAGCUCGUGACAUCCGAGAGACCUUCGGCAGAAUGGCUAUGAAUGAUGAGGAGACUGUUGCCCUCAUUGCCGGUGGUCACACUAUUGGUAAGACACAUGGUGCAGCUUCGUCAGACAACGUCGGCAACGAGCCUCAAGCUGCCAGCAUCGAGCAGCAAGGCUUCGGAUGGCACAACAAGCACGGCUCAGGAAAGGGUCCUGAUACAAUCACUAGCGGUCUCGAGGUCAUCUGGACUGCCACACCAAAUAAGUGGAGCAACCACUACCUCGACUACAUGUUCAGAUUCGACUGGGAGCUCGAGAAGAGUCCAGCUGGUGCCAACCAGUGGGUUGCCAAGGACGCUGACGCCUUCGUCCCUGACGCUUAUGAUCCAAACAAGAAGCAUAAGCCACGAAUGUUGACUAGUGAUCUUGCCCUCCGAUUCGAUCCAGCAUACGAGAAGAUCGCUCGCCGCUUCGCCAACGAUGAGAAUGCUUUCGGUGAUGCCUUCGCAAAGGCCUGGUUCAAGCUUCUCCAUCGUGACAUGGGUCCACGAACCCGAUGGGUUGGACCUGAGAUUCCCAAGGAGGUUCAGUUAUGGGAAGAUCCAGUCCCAUCAGUCGACCAUCCAUUGAUCGACGAGAGUGACAUCGCUCAGCUCAAGAAGGACAUUCUCGCCACAAGAAUGACACAAGAGUCGCUCAUCCAGACCGCUUGGGCUGCUGCUUCGAUCUUCAGAGGCAGUGACAAGCGAGGUGGUGCCAACGGUGCUCGUGUCCGCCUCGAACCUCAAAAUAAGUGGAAGGUCAACAACCCAGGUCAGUUGAUCCAGGUCUACUCCGCCCUGGAGAAGGUUCAGGAGAGCUUCAAUAGCUCAGCUUCUGGUGGCAAGAAGGUCUCAUUGGCUGAUCUGAUCGUGCUUGGUGGUGUUGCCGGUAUUGAGCAGGCUGCUGGUGUCUCAGUGCCUUUCACUCCUGGCCGCACUGAUGCCACACAAGAACAGACUGACGUCCAGUCAUUCACGCAUUUGGAACCCAAGCACGAUGGUUUCCGAAACUUCGGUACUGGCACCAACAGAGUGACCACUGAGCAGUUCCUCGUUGACAAGGCACACUUGCUCACCCUUAGCCCUCCAGAGAUGACUGUUCUACUCGGUGGUAUGAGAGUACUCAACCAGAACUACGACAGCUCGCCUCACGGUGUCUUGACUAAGCGACCAGGCAAGCUCACCACUGACUUCUUCGUUAACCUGCUCGACCUGAACACUAUGUGGGCACCAAAUGCCAACGACAAGGAAGUCUUUACUGGUACUGACCGAAAGACUGGCGAGACCAAGUGGACUGCCACCAGAAACGACUUGGUCUUCGGCUCUCACCCCGAGCUGCGAGCAUAUGCUGAGGUCUACGCCGCCUCCGAUGCCCACGACAAGUUCGUCAGAGACUUCGUGAAGGUAUGGGACAAGGUCAUGAUGCUUGACCGAUUCGACGCCAAGUACUCCGAGAAGGGCAAGUACCAGGCUCGUCUGUAA